Molecule: messenger RNA, 1282 nt
Organism: Bombus pascuorum
Lineage: Eukaryota; Metazoa; Arthropoda; Insecta; Hymenoptera; Apidae
Exons: 3
Coding region: 106-1038 (310 amino acids)
Molecular function (GO): nucleic acid binding; zinc ion binding
Source: RefSeq, a predicted model, not a curated record
ACUGCGCCAACGGGAUUGGUCUAGUCAUCUAAGAGACCAAGCCAAUGACGGUAUGAUUGUAGAGGUUAAAAGUUGUAAAGAAUUUUAAAUACAGUUGUUGCAAUAAUGGGCAAUUCACAUAAUAAAAAUGCUCCGAAGAAAAGAACUACAAAGGUACCUUACGUCAACCUACCUGCGCCAUUUAUGACUGAAGAGGAAUUCUUCAAAAAUUGGAAUACUUGGAAAAAUAAUUUUCUUGCAUUUAAAAGAGAGCAGAAUAAAAACAAUUCUGACAAGCAACAAUGGGGAAACCUAUUAUUAAAUUUAAUGGGUCCAGUUGGACAAGAUAUUCAUAAUACAUUUGUAUUCAAUUUUCCAAAUGACAAAGAAAAUAUAGAUAUAUUAAUAGAAAAAUUUGAAGAAUAUUACAUAUUUUCAGGAAGAAAGAAGAUACCUUUAGAAAGUGUUUAUAAAUAUAUAGAAGACCUACAGUUGAUAAUCAAAGAAAAAAAUAUUGAAAAUGAAGAAGAAUUAAUAAAAAAGAAAAUUUUAACAGAAAUUAAUGAACAUCAAUUUACAAAUGCUGCUAAACAAUUAAUUCCAACAUUUAUAUUUUCUCCUGAUUUCAACAAGUUAACAUUAAAGGAAAUCGCAUUUAUUUGGAAAUCAUACACUAAUAUCAUCAGUUGUUUAUGUUGUGGUGGUAAUCAUUCUGAAAAAUGUCCAGCAUUGGGAAAACAAUGUGUAAAAUGUAACAAAUUGAAUCAUUUCCCAAGACGAUGUCCAAAGCUUUUCAUUUACAAUUGCAAUUAUUGUGGAGGUGAUCAUAUGCGUAAGAAGUGCCCAGCUUUUAAUGAAAUUUGCACAAAAUGCCAGAAAUUAAAUCAUUUUAAGUGGAAAUGCCAUCUUGUUCAAAUUGCACAAUGUCGCUUUUGUGGUUUAAGCCAUGCUGCAUCUAGAUCACUUUGUCCAGCAAAAGAUAAUGUUUGCUCUAUUUGCAAACAAAUAGGGCAUGUUCCUUCAAAAUGUAAUAAGAAAUUUUAUACACAUAGACAUUAGAAUGGCAAUACUCUUUCAUAUAAUUGAAUUGAAGAAUGGUUUCCUAUACUUAUUAUGCAUACAAAAUAUUAAGUAAAUAUUAAACACUAAAAGCACAUUAAUCAAAGUAUCUGUUCAUAACAAUUUAUUAACAAUUUUAUACAUACUUUAAUACAUAAGAAACUAUAAUAUACUUUUUGUUAUAAGUAUAUAUUUAUGUAUGUUCACAACUGAUUUUGAAAUAAUAUAUUUUUUCAAAUGUUUA